Penicillium oxalicum is the source of this 3096-nucleotide messenger RNA. RefSeq names its product putative importin 13. Gene Ontology annotation, cellular component: nuclear membrane; cytoplasm. The coding region runs from base 1 to 3096 and encodes 1031 amino acids. Gene Ontology annotation, biological process: protein import into nucleus. The record is from RefSeq and is a predicted model, not a curated record. The transcript has a single exon. Lineage: Eukaryota; Fungi; Ascomycota; Eurotiomycetes; Eurotiales; Aspergillaceae.
AUGGAGUCAACCCACCUCGCUGCAGACCCAAUUUCAGAAGCUCGGGCCUUGGUUACUGAGCUCUACUCACCCACCAAUCAAAGACAGCCCGCGCGCAUUAACGAGAUCCAGGCGCGUCUCCAGGACCUGCAAAGAAGUGAAUAUGCUUGGCAGAUUGCAGAUGCUUUGCUAGAAGGACCUACUUCUCACCACCGGUUCAUGGGCGCGCUCACAUUCACGGUCAAAGUGAACGUCUCAAGUCAAGAUGUCGAUUCGUCCAUGUGCGCCCAAGUGCUGAAGCGUCUAGUCACCCACUUUGUGGAGCUGGUGAGGCAUGGCGAGCAACCAAUGGUGAUUCGUAAACUCGCCUCCAGCUUAGUGACCCUCUUCAGACACUCAAAGUGUCAGGUUGAAAGACUGCUGUGGCAGGUUGCAGCCAGUCUGGCCCAUGGUGGCUUUGUUGAUGAGCCACAAGCCCGGACAGUGGACUUUGCCGUCACUGUGUUGCCGAAUCUGAACACUCAGCAGGCAACGGCUCUCCUCUUUCUCUCAGUCACCCUGGCCGAGGUCUCAUCACGACUUGAAGAUGAACCGCUUGAACUGGUGGGUCCUGCCCUAAGACGUGCCAUGACCAACACACAGGAUGGCUUGCUGCUUGUUCAGUACGUUCUUGGGCGGAUUUCGGAGAUGAGUGCGGAGGCAUUGGAUCUCCAGGUUCGACAGACAUUGGGUAGUGAAGCAAUGAGCUCAUGGAAAGCGUGGCUUAGUGUUUCUUCAUCCCGUUCCAUCCCAGAUGCUGACGAACUCCACCUUCUCGCUAUUUCUUGCGGCCACACUAUCAUCGAGACUUUAAGGGUGCCUGUUCUCAGUGAGACUGCGGCCUCGACGUUGACUUCAGUGUUUGAAAGCCGUCGUCCUGCCUUUGACGAGGCCUCAAUUCGGGCACUAUCGCACAUCCUGGCCGAUUCAGACGUUACGGCUCACAUCAUCUCACUCUCCGAAGGGCAUGAAGCCCCAGAGAGUAUGACUUUUGUUGAUCUCUUAGUAGCCUUUUUGUCUCACCUUCAAUUGAAAAUCUUCAAUGAGCCGCUCAGCCCUGAGCAUGUCAAGAUCCUUACCGUCGCCCACGGCAUUUUUAAGGCACCAGGCUACGCCAUCAUUGACGAUGCUGCAACUCCCCGUGUCCUAGAAUUCUGGAACGAGAUUGCCGAAGGUGUUCUUGAUGAACUUGACCAUAACGACUCCAAGUGGCAAAUAAUCAAAACCCAUCUGGCACAAGUCGUGCUCGGCCUGUUCAACAAACUACUAUAUCCCACCGCUGAUGAUCAAGCAGAUUGGAGCGAUGACGAACGAAGCGAAUUCAACGCUUUUCGUCAUGACGUCUGCGAUUAUCUCCUCUCGGCAUAUCCCAUUCUCGGUGUUGAGCUCGUGAGUGUUUUUCAAGAAAGUGCGACCAGUCGCCUUCAAACCGGCGACUGGCGUGGAUUCGAAGCCGCCAUGUUUUGCCUAGCUCGGCUCUCCGAGGCAGUUGAUGAGAACGGACAUGCAGAUCCAUGCUUGGAUGCCAUCUUUGGCAGCGAUGCCUUCUCCAGGUUGUGUGCCGGUGGGGCGAACGACGUGCCGCUGAAGGCCCGGCAAACCUUGGUGGAUACGUUUGGCAAGUACGAAUCCUAUUUUGAACGUCGUAAGGCGCUGCUCCCAGGGGUUCUUAAUAUUCUUUUUGAAUCCCUGAACUUUGAAUCCUGUGCGCAGGCAGCUUCUCGAUCCUUUUUGACCCUUUCAAAAUCCUGCUCUCGUGCGUUGACAACAGAGCUACCCAUCUUUAUGGACCAACUGGAUCACUUCCGAACCAAGUCCACGGCAACUUCGUCGACCAUGCCCAAGGUCUUGGAAGGCAUCGCGGCAAUCAUUCAAAGAAUGGAGUCGGAUGAGCAGAAGGUUGAGAAUUUGGAGCGGAUCUUGAGGUUCUUUGUUCAAGAAGCAGCCCGGGCUCGCGAUGAGGCCGCCAACUUGGGCCAGGAGCUCGCUUGCUCACACGGCUACUUGAUCCUUAGCUGUAUUGCCAGCAUCGGUAGAGGCCUGCGGUCAGACGCGGACGAGGUGAUCAACAUUGAUCCAACUACCACUGAGCAGCGCAAUGAUGAAUAUGCCUCGGUAUUUUGGAGUGCGGGUCCCGGAUUCCAGGCACAGCAGCUCAUCAUGGAGACGAUGCGGCUGCUGGUUGUUGAUUUUCCCGUGGACAGCAACAUGAUCGAUGCGGCGUGCGAUAUCCUCAAGGCGGGAUAUACCGAAACUUCUGGUCUCUUUGUGUUUCCUCCUUCCAUGACGGUUGAUUUCAUUCAGAGUUUCCCACUAGGCAUAUCUGGCACCGACGUCAUCAUGGGAACAGCCUCAUCCUUCUUGGCAUCACAUGCAUCCCACUUUAUGCGUAUCCGGGGUGAAGCGGUCGCGCUGAUGCGUCACGUUGCUCAGCUCUUCGUUUCAAUGCUCGACCACCCAGAGCUCUACGAUCCCGAGACUGCCAACGCUUGCGUUGAUUUCUACACUCGCCUCAUCGCCAAGUACUACACGCUUCUCUUCUCUUUAACCGAUCCACUCCCUUCUCUGAACUCCGAGUCAGCGUAUCGGACUACUCCUGUCUUUGCAAUCCCCUUACACUUUGCUCUUCAGGCACUCACCCGAGCCGAGGCGCUGACGCUUCGCUCGGCUACCGCUUUUUGGGUCACCCUCAUUGACCUUCGAGGCGAAUCGCCGGAAGAGACUGCUGCUCUGGAUCAGGUGCUUGAUCAGUUUAUCUCUCCACUUAGUCAAACUCUCAUUCACCAGAUCUCCGGCCACUGCGCACGGUCGAAUCUUGGCUAUCUCAGCGACGUUCUCCGUCGGCUCAUAUUCAAAAAGAUGGGGCUCGCUCGCCCUAGCAUCAGCCAUGCCUUGGCCGCGCUAGAGCCUCGCAGUGCCAAUGAAUCUGCACCACAAGGCUCAUAUCUCAGUGCCCAGGAAAAAUCUCGCUUCUUGGAGUCGCUCGUUGUUGCGCGCGGAGCACGUCAACAAUUCAUUGAAGUCGUUCGGACCUUUUGGCUGAAAUGCCGCGGUAUGAGCUAUGAUUACGCUCGGUGA